AUGCUUUGUCUCAAACACACCUGGAUUUUACAAGACAUACCCAGCACAGACGAUGGAAGGGCUGCUCAGAAAGAAGACUACACUCGCUUUGCUACGGGGCACGGUGGGACAUCAGACAUUGAGAACACUAACAACAAUUUCAAGGUAAGCCUUGAUGUGCAACAGUUCCAACCCAAUGAAAUAAGCAUAAAACCAGUGGUUGAUUUGGUUGUUGUUGAAGAACAGCAUGAGGAACAACAGGUUGAGAAGUGUUUUAUUUCCAAACAGUUCACUUGCUGCUACAAGCUACCCAAUCGCAUUGAACCAGAAGCGAUAACAUCAGGGCUGUCAGCCGACAGUUUUCUAAUCAUCGCAACUCCUAGGAAACAACUGCCUUCAGCAAGCAUGACUCCUACAGGGGAGAAUGUCUUUUAUCACUCUAGUCUGCCGAGUUCAAUCGUUAGUUGCACCUUUGUCUCUGUUGUACAUCCAUUGUCAGGAAUAAAAUACGAGUUAACUGAAUUCUGUUAA
Molecule: messenger RNA, 510 nt
Organism: Schistocerca serialis cubense
Lineage: Eukaryota; Metazoa; Arthropoda; Insecta; Orthoptera; Acrididae
Product: protein lethal(2)essential for life-like
Exons: 2
Coding region: 1-510 (169 amino acids)
Biological process (GO): response to heat; protein refolding
Molecular function (GO): protein folding chaperone
Source: RefSeq, a predicted model, not a curated record